GAGCGAAACGUAGGCAAUGGUUGGAGCGUUGAUUAUCAUCUAUGUUUUGGCCGUAGCACCGGUGCACUUAGCUGAAGCUCGAAGUAGUCGCAACAAUUUCACGGCAACUCCUCGCAUAGUAGGUGGACAAGUGGCCCUAGGAAAUUAUCCUUAUAUAGUCUCGUUAAUGACCGACACGCUAUUCGGACGCUACCAUAGCUGCGGAGGAUCCAUCAUAAACCAGCAUACAAUAAUAACGGCUGCACACUGCUUGGCUCCAUCCUCCGCAGGUAUUUUAAAAGUUCGCGUGGGAGAAAAAUUAAGGAAGGUCGCCGAAGGAACGGUUUACGAUGUCUAUGCCAUACACUAUCAUCCGCAGUGGACGGCAGCAACUCAGGACUAUGACGUAGGCCUAGUUAGAAUCAAAGGAUCCUUUAUGUACACAGAUUCGGUGCAACCUAUCGCACUCGCGGAACCCAAGACCAAAAUUAGAGACGGCAGCUACGCAACAGUGUUAGGAUGGGGCUACACCAGCGACUGGGGGCCACCAUCUGACGAGUUAAGAAUGGCCAAAGUUCCAAUAGUAAGACAGUCAACUUGCAAUCGCCAAAUGGGUGGUCUGAUUACCAAACGCAUGUUAUGCGCAGGCUUUAAGAACGGCGGGGUCGAUGCCUGCCAAAUGGACUCCGGUGGUCCCUUGGUUUACAAGGAAAAACUCAUUGGAAUAGUUUCGUGGGGCGUCGGGUGUGCCCAGCGGAGCAGGCCAGGAGUCUACGCCCGUGUCAGUGAACUUUUACCCUGGUUAAACUCAACUCUACAAAAGCAGUACAAUGAAUAUCUAUAGAUGUUAUAACGGAAAAUAAAGGUCUUUAAAAUUGCAUACCCUCA
Molecule: messenger RNA, 867 nt
Organism: Stomoxys calcitrans (stable fly)
Lineage: Eukaryota; Metazoa; Arthropoda; Insecta; Diptera; Muscidae
Product: trypsin-1-like
Exons: 1
Coding region: 17-823 (268 amino acids)
Biological process (GO): proteolysis
Molecular function (GO): serine-type endopeptidase activity
Source: RefSeq, a predicted model, not a curated record